AGAUUAUCUAAGUGACAUGCAGUCCAAUAAUGAAUCUUUCUUGUUUUAAAUUUUAUUCCUCGUCUUAGAAACAGCUAAAGUAUAAACUUGGAAAUUUUAUAUUUUAUUAAGAAGAAGUGACCAUAGUUUAGUAGGUGCAAAGUCUGACAGAGAAAUCGUCAUGGAAUUCACUCUUGUCAAGGGAGAUCGCUUCAUCAAUGAGAGCGCCCUCCACUCGUACCGAUGCUCCGACAGAGGGUUGCUGCUACCCUUCAUCUCUGAGUACACGUGGCCCGAGGAGGUGCGGUCGACGCUCUACUUCAUCGGGCUGCUCUACUGCUUCCUGGGCGUGUCUAUCAUCGCCGAUAUUUUCAUGGGAGCCAUCGAGAAAAUCACAAGCAAAACUAAGAAAGUCUACCUGACCCAGUCCGGCAAAGACGACCCCGACGUGAUCGAAGUGCGCGUGUGGAGCGACACGGUCGCCAACUUGACGCUCAUGGCGCUCGGCUCAUCGGCUCCUGAAAUCCUUCUCUCCUGCAUUGAGGUCGUGGGAAACAACUUCAACGCUGGGGCACUCGGCCCAGGCACCAUCGUGGGUUCAGCUGCAUUCAAUCUCUUCGUGAUCUCCGCCAUAUGCGUCAUGUGCAUCCCUAGCGGCGAGACUCGGCGUAUCAAAGAUGUCAAGGUUUUCGCGAUCACGAGCGUGUUUUCACUGGUGGCUUACCUGUGGCUGCUGCUGAUCCUCGUGGCCAUAACCCCGGACGUCGUUGACGUGUGGGAGGCGUUGGUGACGCUCCUAUUUUUCCCGCUGCUUGUCCUCCUGGCGUGGCUUGCGGAGAAGAACUUCUGUGGCGUCAAGAAGACCGAGACCGCCAAGCAGAUGGAGCUGGGGAACUUCGAGCCAGGUGAGGGCGACAAACUGGUGAAGGACAAUCAGUACUUCCGUAACGGCCACCUGGACCGCGACGGUCUGGUGCGCUUCAUCAAGGAGGUCAAGAAAUACCCCGGUCUCACCGACGAGGAUGCUGCUGUCCUCGCCGCAUCCAAGUUGGUGGAAUCGCAAUCGCACUCGCGCAUGUGGUACCGCGUGGGCGCCGUCCGUACGAUGACCGGCGGGCGGAAGACGCAGCCACAGCUCUCCAUGAAGCUCAAGGAGAACAUAGCGGACAAACUGGAGAGUGUAUACAACGCCAUGAACGAGCACCCUGAUGCACCAACUUUGGGCAGCGUUCCAACAGUGAAGCCUCACGUGAAUGCCGUUGUUGACUUCCACGCUGCGUCUUGCGCUGUCAUGGAAGACAUCGGAAAGUUUCAAGUCGAGAUCAACCGCACGGGACGGGUUGAUAACAUCGCCCGAGUGCGCGUUGAGACGCUGGAAGGCACGGCCACCGAAGGGGAAGACUACGUCGCUAUCAACCAAAUCAUCACAUUCGAGCCUGAGGAAGUCUCGAAAAUGGUGGAGGUGGAAAUCGUCAACGAUAGCCAAUGGGAGCCUGACGAGGAGUUCUACCUCCGCCUGUCCCUCCUACACGAACGCGAAGACAGGGAAGGCGUCCAGCUCGGCAGGAUCAGCAUCAUGGAAAUUGUUAUACUCAAUGACGAUGAGCCCGGAGUUCUGCAGUUCCAGCGGCGCGGUGUCCUGGUCAAGGAAAGCAUCGGCACGGCCUACGUCCCCGUGGUGCGCAAGAACGGCGCUGACGGAGAAGUUUCUGUCAAAUGGCGCACCAUCGACCGCACCGCCAUCAACAAGAAGGAUUUUGUAGGAGGCGAGGGAGUGCUCACCUUCAAACACACCGAGGUUGAGUUGAACAUCGAGAUACCCAUCAUAGACGACAUGAGCGCAGAGAAGGACGAGCAUUUCGAAAUUGAGCUUUUCGACCCUGAGGGCGGAGCUACUUUGGGACCCAUCAACCGAACGGCCGUGACCAUCACCAACGAUGACGAUUUCGACACCCUCCUCUCGAAGAUGAUGAACCUCACUAACGCCAACAUGCACCAGUUACAAGUCCAUCACGAGACCUACAAGAGUCAGAUCAAAGACGCGCUUAACGUUAACGGUGGAGACAUCGAGAACGCCACGGCCUUGGACUAUGUUCUGCAUUUCUUCACAUUCGGCUGGAAGAUCAUUUUCGCGCUCGUACCUCCGCCCGGCUUCCUUGGCGGUUGGUUGUGCUUCUUUGUUGCGCUUGGCGCCAUCGGCGUCCUGACGGCCAUCAUCGGCGACUUGGCCGCCAUAUUUGGUUGUCUUGUGGGACUCCAAGAUGCCGUUACUGCUAUUACGUUUGUGGCUUUGGGCACGUCUCUGCCCGACACGUUCGCAUCAAAGACGGCGGCCGUGCAGGAGAAGCACGCGGACAACGCCAUCGGCAACGUCACCGGCAGCAACUCUGUCAACGUCUUCCUUGGUCUCGGCCUGCCGUGGCUCAUUGCUGCCGUCUACCAUUCAGUCAAUAAAACGACUUUCGAUGUUGCAUCAGGCAACCUUGGCUUCAGCGUAGGCCUCUACACAGGCCUAAGUGUCGUGUGUCUCGGCCUGAUCGUUCUGAGAAGGAUGCUGCCGUACUUCGGCAAGGCAGAGCUCGGAGGUCCCAACGUGCCCAAGUACUUGUCUGGUCUCUUCAUGAUCUCUCUCUGGCUCAUCUAUGUGCUGCUGGCGUCUCUGCAGACCUACGGAUACUUCUAGGCCACCAGACCUACGGAUACUUCUAGGGCGCCAGACCUACGGAUACUUCUAGGGCGCCAGACCUACGGACACUUCUGGGCCUCUAGACCUACGGAUACUUCUAGACCUCUAGACCUACGGAUAAUUCUAGGCCACUAGACCUACGGAUACUUCUAGACCUCUAGACCUACGGAUAAUUCUAGGCCUCUAGACCUACGGAUACUUCUAGACCUCUAGACCUACGGAUAAUUCUAGGCCACCAGACCUACGGAUACUUCUAUGUCACCAAACCUACGGAUACUUCUAGACCUCGAGGUCUACGGUUACUUCUAGGACACCAGACCUACGGAUACUUCUAGACCACCAGACCUAUGGAUACGUCUAGACCUCUAGACACACGAAUACUUCUAGACCUCUGACCUACGGAUACAAAAAAUUCUAUGUCUCGAAAUCGACGAACACUUCAGACACUUAAACCUAAGGAUGUUUUCCAGCCUCAUGUCUAUUGACACUUUUACAUGAAAUUUUCGCUCCAUAUACAACUGUCAUGUCAUAGACUCUCUGGUCUAUGUUCAGGCAUUCAUUUACGUGCGCAGCCAAAAUUAUUAUUUAUUCAAUUUUUACUAAUUAGUGUUCCGUAACCCGCAGUUUUAGUUUGGUCUACAUUGAAUGUUCCCCACAUACGGUAUGUUAGAAAUAUUUUCUAACCUACUUCCAGAUAUUUGGCUGAAUAUGUUUGCAUAGCGAUAUUACGAAUCUAAAUUGUCCGCUGAAAUUAAGUUUAUAGUUCCACUGACAUUUUUCAUUUGCUAUACCUUAUGACGCUCGCUUGUUUUCCAUCAAGGCCUGAAAACGUUCUUCAGGAGUUCUUUAAUCACACUUUUUUAUCUGUUCACUUUAAUUUGGCACUUAAUUUCUAAUACCUUAUUACUUAAAGAUGCUGGCAAUUGACACAAUUUUCUUAUCGGUUUCCAUUAUAUUAUUGUAUCAAUGCCUGAAUAUUAUUUAUAGGUUUCAGAAUUCUAUAUAUCAUUCAUGGAAAGACGCUAUAUCAAUUUAUAUCACUUUCUAUUCUGGGGAGAAAGGAGGUCACCAAGGAACUUGUAUUGGCCAACUUCUUCAAGUCAUUCCUUAUGAAUCUCAGCAGUUCUGGGCAAUUUUAUCAGAAAUUUAAAAAUAGCAAUCAUUAUUGUUCUUUUAUCAUUAUUUAUUGGCAAAUUGACAUUUAGAGGUUCAUUGCAAAGCUGCUACUCCGACUCCAGUAUUAUGAUACAUGUAUUCCCUACAGACCGUAGCACCGUCUUCCCAAGCUCCUUCUUUAGUAACACCGUUAUGAGAGCUAACCUCCACUGAAUACAACAUGAAUGAGAGGAAUAGUGAA
Molecule: messenger RNA, 4022 nt
Organism: Hyalella azteca
Lineage: Eukaryota; Metazoa; Arthropoda; Malacostraca; Amphipoda; Hyalellidae
Product: sodium/calcium exchanger 2
Exons: 19
Coding region: 161-2662 (833 amino acids)
Biological process (GO): transmembrane transport; cell communication; calcium ion transport
Cellular component (GO): membrane
Molecular function (GO): calcium:sodium antiporter activity
Source: RefSeq, a predicted model, not a curated record